AGCGCCAAGCUUUUGGGAGCCUGGCCCGCCGCCGCCUCGGAAGGGCUCUUCUUACCUUCUGCCCGGGCACCUUCCCGCCCGGCGCCGCGGUGGGGUCUUCCGCUCUUAGGGGUCCCGGGCGCCCUAACCGUGCCCUGCGCGGCCACAGCGGUUUCUCCCUCGCUCUGACACCCGAGGGCCAGUCCCGGGUCCCUGCCAGGACCCGGGUUUGUACGACCCUUUACCUGCACGUGGGCCGCGGGGACUGAAGCGGGGUGUGCCCCGGCCCACUCCUCCCAGACCCUCGUCGCCCUCGGCCGCUGUCCCUCCCACGGCCUGGGACGUGCCCCAGCGCCCCCACCCCCCACUUUUGGAUAUGUCCCCGGCUCCCGCCUCGAGCCGACAUCCACAUCCUGCGCCCCGACCCCCGGGGUCUCCGAAUCUGGAGGCGCUUUCCUCUUGUGCACGCGGCCCCUCCUGUCGCUUCCUUCCUCUGACAGCGAGCCACAAACAGCCGGGACCAUCCGGGGCCCGGCCCGGGGAGGGCACAGCCUCCCCUGACCCAUGUGUCCCUCAGACACUCCUCCCACCCCCGAUUGUUCUCCCUUUUGGACAAACGGCUCUGCCUUCCAGGCGCCGGGAUGCGGUCCCAGGGCAGGAGACCGUUGCCCGCAUGUGACCUCGGGCGCGCGCGUGUCGGGGGUCGGGGGAACUGCGCCUGCAAUGGGCGUUCAUGGCCCCUGGUACCCGUCUGAGAGGGAGAGGAGUGAUGUGCGGAGAGGUCGCCUGAGGCCCGCCCCGGCCCAGUGCCUUCCUCUCGCUGCAGCCAGGCAGGGUUCUGUCAGGAAAGCCUGGAUUAGCGAACAUGAAAACUCUCCCACCAUGUCGCGGAAUGGAUACUUCGAGGAUUCAAGCUACUACAAGUGUGACACAGAUGACAGCUGUGAUGCCCGAGAGGACAUCCUGGGGGAUGAGGGCUUUGACACCGUCAACUCCUCCAUUGCGUCUGGCGAGAGCAUCCGUUUUUUUGUCAACGUCGACCUGGAGAUGCAGGCCGCCAACGCUGCAGAGAAUGAAGCGACUUCUGGUGGCUGCGUGCUCCUGCACACCUCCCGCAAGUACCUGAAGUUAAAGAACUUCAAGGAAGAGAUCCGUGCCCACCGCGACCUAGAUGGCUUCCUGGCACAGGCCAGCAUCAUCCUGGACGAGCCGGCCACCUCCCUGGAUAAUGUGCUGCGGGCUAUGCUUCGCCGCUUUGCCCAGGACCCUGACGACGCGGAGCCCAACUGCAACCUGGACCUGCUCAUGGCCAUGCUCUUCACCGACGCCGGGGCGCCCAUGCAGGGUAAAGUCCACCUGCUGUCAGAUACCAUUCAAGGGGUCACCGCCACAGUCACAGGGGUGCAGUACCAGCAGUCAUGGCUCUGCAUCAUCUGCACCAUGAAGGCCCUACAGAAGCGGCACGUGUGCAUCAGCCGCCUGGUUCGCCCACAGAACUGGGGGGAGAAUUCCUGUGAGGUUCGGUUCGUCAUCUUGGUGCUGGCCCCACCCAAGAUGAAAAGCACUAAGACCGCGAUGGAGGUGGCGCGCACAUUUGCCACCAUGUUCUCGGAUAUUGCCUUCCGCCAGAAGCUCCUACAGACCCACACAGAGGAGGAAUUCAAGGAGGCCUUGGUGCAACAGAGACAGCUGCUCACCAUGGUGAGCCACGGCCCAGUGGCGCUGAGAAUGAAGGAACACAACACAGUCUCCCUCCCUGCCCACAGACACCAUGAGCCCCCGAAGUGCAAGGACUUUGUCCCUUUCGGGAAGGGCAUCCGGGAGGACAUUGCACGCAGGUUCCCCUUAUACCCCCUAGACUUCACUGACGGCAUUAUCGGGAAAAACAAGGCUGUGGGCAAAUACAUCACCACCACCCUGUUCCUCUACUUUGCCUGCCUCCUGCCCACCAUCGCUUUUGGGUCCCUCAAUGACGAGAACACAAAAGGGGCCAUCGACGUGCAGAAGACCAUAGCCGGGCAGAGCAUCGGAGGCCUGCUCUACGCGCUCUUCUCCGGGCAGCCGCUGGUGAUUCUGCUGACCACCGCGCCCCUGGCGCUCUACAUCCAGGUGAUUCGUGUCAUCUGUGAUGACUACAACCUGGACUUCAACUCCUUCUACGCAUGGACGGGCCUGUGGAACAGUUUCUUCCUCACACUUUAUGCCUUUCUCAACCUCAGCCUGGUCAUGAGUCUCUUCAAGAGGUCGACAGAGGAGAUCAUUGCCCUCUUCAUUUCCAUCACGUUCGUGCUGGAUGCUGUCAAGGGCAUGGUCAAAAUCUUCUGGAAGUACUACUAUGGGCAUCACUUGGACAACUACCACUCAAAAAGGACUCCAUCCCUGAUCAGCCUGUCAGGCCUUGGCACCAGCCUCAACGCCAGCUUCCACACUGCCCUCAACGCCAGCUUUCUGGCCAGCCCCACAGAGCUGUCCUCGGCCACGCACUCAGGCCAGGCGACCGCCGUGCUCAGCCUCCUCAUCAUGCUGGGCACGCUCUGGCUGGGCUACACCUUGUACCAGUUCAAGAAGAGCCCCUACCUGCACCCCUGCGUACGCGAGAUCCUGUCCGACUGCGCCCUGCCCAUCGCAGUGCUCGUCUUCUCCCUCAUCAGCUCCCACGGCUUCCGGGAAAUCGAGAUGAGCAAGUUCCGCUACAAUCCCAGCGAGAGCCUGUUUGCGAUGGCGCAGAUCCAGUCGCUGUCCCUGAGGGCCAUCAGCAGCGCCAUGGGCCUUGGCUUCCUGCUGUCCAUGCUUUUCUUUAUCGAGCAGAACUUGGUGGCCGCCUUGGUGAAUGCACCGGAGAACAGGCUGGUGAAGGGCACUGCCUACCACUGGGACCUCCUGCUCCUCGCCAUCAUCAACACGGGGCUGUCUCUGUUUGGGCUGCCCUGGAUCCAUGCCGCCUACCCCCACUCUCCGCUGCACGUGCGGGCCCUGGCCUUAGUGGAGGAGCGCGUGGAGAAUGGGCACAUCUAUGAGACGAUUGUGAACGUGAAGGAGACGCGGCUGACCUCGCUGGGCGCCAGCAUCCUGGUGGGACUGUCCCUGCUGCUGCUGCCUGUCCCACUGCAGUGGAUCCCCAAGCCUGUGCUCUACGGCCUCUUUCUCUACAUCGCACUCACCUCCCUUGAUGGCAACCAGCUAGUCCAGCGUGUGGCCCUGCUGCUCAAGGAGCAGACCGCGUACCCCCCAACACACUACAUCCGGAGGGUGCCCCAGAGGAAGAUCCACUACUUCACGGGCUUGCAGGUGCUGCAGCUGCUGCUGCUGUGUGCCUUCGGCAUGAGCUCCCUGCCCUACAUGAAGAUGAUCUUUCCUCUCAUCAUGAUCACCAUGAUCCCCAUCCGUUAUCUCCUGCUGCCCCGAAUCAUUGAAGCCAAGUACUUGGAUGUCAUGGAUGCUGAGCACAGGCCUUGACUGACAGGCCCUGGCCACACCCCAUUCGCCAGUCCCCAACAUGCUCCCAGGCUGGCUCUGGGACUGUGAGGGGAGUUGUGGGUGUGUGGGUGGCUGCUCUGUGCUCCGGUCUCUCAUGGCUGACUCAGGCCUGGGGCAUCUGGGCAUUGUAGGGGUGCAGUGGUGUGUGCCUGCCCCCUCCCAUUAUCCUUUAGCUUUGGGUCAGGAGCGUUGCUCAGGGCAGCUUCUGCCCAGGGUGGGUGGGACUGAGCAGGAUGGAUUUUCUUUUGAUAAAAGAGUCGAUGCCUGAAAGAGAAACCAUUUCCUUGAUUGUGUAAGGAACUUGCUGUAGGCACACUAGAGAAUAAAGCUCCUGUUUCUAGG
Messenger RNA from Callithrix jacchus (white-tufted-ear marmoset), 3798 nucleotides. It is a transcript of the gene SLC4A11, whose product is annotated as solute carrier family 4 member 11. Gene Ontology annotation, cellular component: plasma membrane; basolateral plasma membrane. The record is from RefSeq and is a predicted model, not a curated record. Gene Ontology annotation, biological process: monoatomic ion homeostasis; transmembrane transport; monoatomic anion transport. Gene Ontology annotation, molecular function: solute:inorganic anion antiporter activity. NCBI's taxonomy places the organism in Eukaryota, Metazoa, Chordata, Mammalia, Primates, Cebidae.